This is a messenger RNA of Anopheles maculipalpis, 15484 nucleotides long. RefSeq names its product probable E3 ubiquitin-protein ligase HERC2 (gene HERC2). Gene Ontology annotation, biological process: protein ubiquitination. The record is from RefSeq and is a predicted model, not a curated record. Gene Ontology annotation, cellular component: membrane; cytoplasm. Lineage: Eukaryota; Metazoa; Arthropoda; Insecta; Diptera; Culicidae. The transcript has 11 exons. Bases 1 to 15483 code for a protein of 5160 amino acids. Gene Ontology annotation, molecular function: ubiquitin protein ligase activity; metal ion binding.
AUGAAUUCCACCAGCGCAUCAGCGGCUGUAGCGGCGGCGACGGCACCGUCGGCAACAUCAACAGCAGCGGCAACGUCAACGACGGUACCACCGUCCACCAUGGGCAAUGGCGAACUUUACUUCCGGCCCCUACCUUAUUUAAGCUUCAAAUGGAUCAAAGCGGAUGUUGGUAGGGCGCUUCGAAAUGCGGACGAUUUAGCGAACCUGUGGAACCACCUGAUCCAGGAUGAGGAAGUGAUUACGGAACGGAUACAGACGGCCGUGAAUAGCAUGGGUGAGGUGGUGUAUUUGCGACCAGACGGGCGUUAUUACUGUGGAAACGUAGCUAUGUGCUGUGACUGCUGCAAGGGUGUGUGUUCGGCCGUUUCCAAAUGCGUUUGCUUGGCCUGCGAAGAACUUGGCGUCCAAGAAGGCGGUGAUUCGUCGUCCGGCCCGGCAGCGGCCGGUAGCAAUGGAGUGGGUCGGAAAACCCAGGCGCAAAAUCACACACAUUCCCCAUCCGAGCAACCAUCGACCAACGGUGACAAUUCGGCUAGUUCCGUCUUGCUGGAUUCGUGGCUGUGGAGUCCUUUACCUGGUACGGAGGAUAAGAAGACUUGCAUAAAGAAGCUGAUUGGCGAACAAAGAGAAAUAUGUUUACAGGCGGCAGCCAAUUGCUUGUCUGCGAAUCGCAUCCGUCAGCUACUGUUUGUGUACCGGCGGUACUUUAUUGCACUGCAGGAAAUGGGAAUGCACCGAGAAACGGAGGAAAAACAACAUGCUACCGAGCUGGCCACUAGCGAGUGUGAUGCAGCAAAACUGAGCAAAAACUCCAGCCUCGAUCGUACCGCCGGCACGAUGAAAGACUCCGAUAAAGCUACUUUCGGCUUGGCCCGCGUUGGUACGCGUGCGGCACUAAACUUUUCCUUCGCCUUUCUGCGCCGGGCCUGGCGUUCCGGCGAGGAUGUAGAACUGUGCAGCGAGUUACUAUCGGAAGCACUGGAAGCACUACAAUCGCUCCCGGAAGCAUCACUAUUCGAUACAUCGCAAAUGUCCACACUAUGGAUAGAGGUCGUGGAAAAAUCGAUCAAGUUCCUGCGGCAGGUCGUGCUGGGUGAUGUAAUGGGUGGCCGUUGUCUCGUGCCGAAAGCGGAUCGACACAUUGCCCUCAAUUUGCUGCUAGAACUCGGUGCCCAAAAGGGAACUCUGGGUGGUUCGCUGGAAGGCGUUACACUGCUUCUAACGCUGCACGAGAAAGAUCAACAAUCGGACGAUAAUCGAAGUCCGCCACAAAAUUCCGGUGCACCGCUCGUUCCGCUGCUUCAUCGCUACGAACAGAUCGAAAGUUUCGGUUCGUUCAACACAUCGGAUUCAUUCCAUUUCGGACCAACUGAAUCGUUUCUUAGAUUUCUUACACUACCGGAAAAUGAAACCACUUGCGUGGAUCUUAAGCUGGCUGCCGUGAUCAUUAUUAGCCAUCUGGAUCGGUUGGCAAAACCGCACCUGCCCGCCGGCAACUGUUCGACCAAGGGAGCGAGCAAGUACGCCAACUCACCGAAAAUAUUCACUCUCGGCUGGAGUGCUUGUGCACCGGAACUGUAUGGAUUUACCGCGACCGAAGCGAUACGUACGGGAUGUGCCAAUUUCGACGCCAUGGUUACGUCGGUAACGGCGCCGGGCAGUAUUGAUGGUGCAAUGCCGCGAUAUUCCACCGCCACCAUCGAUCUGCUGUACGAUCAGGUGCGCCAGAUCGUGUGUGCAGAGAAUUGCGUUUACAUAUUAACCGAUAGCGGUACCGUCCUGUACCUGUCCCAGGCCAUCGCGAUGACGGAGGACGAAUAUCCGGAGCGUGUAAAAGGGCUGGAAACCACCAUUGUUCAGCUGGCGGCCCAUUGCGAAGGUCAUCACGUGCUAGCGCUUGCCGCUAGUGGGGAAGUUUACUCGUGGGGUAACGGUGAAGGUGGUCGCCUCGGACAUGGUGAUACGAACGCCAAAGAGCUGCCAACACGAAUUGCCGCUCUGACCACCGAACGGCAAGUGACGGGUGUUUUCUGCGGUUCUUCGUACAGUGCAGCGAUAACGGCCGCCGGUGAACUGUACACGUGGGGCCGUGGUACAUACGGUCGGUUAGGACACGGCAAUUCCGAGGAUAAGUACAUACCCACACUAGUAACCGCGCUAAAAGCGCACCGGGUAGUACACGUGGCGCUUGGUUGCGGUGACGCACAUUCGUUGUGUGUGACCGAUGCCGGACUUGCGUUUGCCUGGGGUGAUGGUGAUUUCGGUAAGCUCGGAAACGAAUCAUGCGUCGGGUCCUCCGUUCCAGUACAGAUCGAACUACCGCAGGGCACAAGUGUAGUGAAAGUGUUUAGUGGUUCCCAGUUUAGUGUGGCACUGACACGCGAAGGAACGGUGUACACCUGGGGUAAAGGACACGGUGGAAGACUUGGACAUGGAAAUUCUGAACAUUCCCCGGUACCAAAGUUGGUGCAAAUGCUGGAAGGGAAGAAGAUAGUCGAUUUAGCUGUUGGUUUGGCGCACUGUUUGGCGCUCACAGCUUCGGGCGAACUGUACGGUUGGGGUCGAAACGAUUUCCAACAGAUUUGUCCCGAGUGUGUAACGCGAGAUCCCAUUAUACCUACGCCGAUUCUAACCACACCGCCUACGUUACGUGUCGCCGGUAUGUCGGCAGGUGUUGCACAGAGCUUCUUCUGGUGCCACUCGUCCUCACACGGGAUUUCCUUGAAAAUUCCGUUCGUAGUGGAUCUAAGUGAACACACAUUCCGAUUACUCGAUCAGUUGCUAUGUAUGGUAAGCGUUACGUCCACGGACACGUCCCGACACCCGCCCAGUCAGGAGGCUGAGUGUAUUGCAGUUGGUACGCUUAAUCUGCUUCGCCUGCAGCUCCAUGCAAUGAUAGUGAACAACGUUCAUCCGCGUCAGGUUGGACUGGUGGAAGGAUCACGCCUGUUAGCUAGUCUAAAGACACGCAUACUUAGUCUGGCUGGUGGACCGGUUGUACUGAAAACAAUGCAAGAAGCCGCCCAAUGGACGCUCCAGGUUGGGUGGAGCAUUAUUCUACCAACGGCAUCGGAACGUGCUCAGACGCUUACUUCGCUACUACCAGCCGGGCAUGACGGUGGAACAAUGAGUUCGGCGGCCACAAGUGCUGGUCACCGGUUCAUGACGGACCUGCUAGUUGGUUCGCUAAUGGCGGAAGGUGGCUUACAGACGGCGCUCAAUCAGGCAAUUAAUCAUCAUCAGAAUCAAAACCCCUUUCAAGCUCAGGAACCGCAUGGAGCGGGCACUGGAACGCAUCUUUCGCUGCUUCAUCUACUCAAACAGCUACUGCGCAACAAUUCCAGCCUAACGCAGGCACGUCUUGGUCAGCUUAUGCUCGGUCCGUAUCUCAAAAUUGACAAUUUCUGUUCGUCAGAACCAACUUCACCGAGUCUAGAUUUAUUGCACAAGUUCCAACGCUUGUUACUCUCACACCUGUACGCAUCGAAAGCGGAUGAUCUGAGCGGAGCCGAAACACUACUCUACACCUACAUACAACAGCUGGUCGGUCCGUGCGUAAACACGCUCAGCAAAGCGUACGAAACGAUCCUUCAAGGUAAGGACGGUGUUGCAGACAUUCUUCGUAACGACAUUUCCGAUGCUUUGCUGUACGAGCUGCUAAUCGGGCUCGUCGUUAUCCAGCAGGACAAACCAUUGCUACUAGCAAACUUCGACUGGAACCAACACCUGAUUCCGCUGCUGAACGCUCUCGACGCAUUCAAUCGGCUUACGCAGGAGGGCGAAUUGCAGGACACGGAUGAUAUGGGAUGGCCGGGCAUAAUUAGCCGCGGUGCAUCGAAAGUGAUGCCGGUGCAGGAAGAAUCGAUACUGAUCCGACGCAGCGACAUCGACAAUCACAUCCGCGACGGUGGUAACUGGGUCGUAAUCAAUGGAAACGUAUACGACGUUAAAGACUAUACACCGGAAAAUGUACUCACCCAAGAGCUGCUGCAACUGCACGCCGGGAAGGACAUUUCGCUCGAGAUUGGUAAUCCGCAGCAUCGGACCGCGUUCGAGUAUAUCACGUCAUACUUGCGUGUGGGUCGUUAUGCAGUUAGCGAGAUGUACGACAGUGCUACCAAUCCACGUCCACUCGUGACGUUAACACACUUCCACUCGGAAUGUUUACUCGCGUAUCUGCUAGGACAGCGUGCAAGUAUUCUACAGGUUGGAUCGCCAUUGCAACCAGCCGAACUGCAAUGUCGCAAUCUGCUCAACUCACAUGUCCUGAGCGGUGGCCUGCAGGUGCUGCAACCAUCCAAUCCAUUCGACGAAGAAAAAGGUGAAGCACGCAGUAGUGGAUCAACGGCUGGUAGCACUCCGACAGAUGCUUCCGCCCAGCUUCCGAUCGUGGCAGGCAAUGGCGGUCCGGUGAUGGGAAGCUGGCCUAUGGUACUCAUAACACAGCGUGUAGAUACGCUGCUGUCGAAUUUGGGCGAAGGAAAGAUUACCGAUCCUUUGGUAGCAUCAUGGCUCGGUCUCUGCGAACGAUACUGUAAGGAGCAUCAUCUGAUCUGGCAUCAGGAGUUUCCCCCGGAACAUCCAGUCGUCGAGCUGGAACGUUUGCUGAUGGCGGUACUGAUACGUCAUCAGGCUCUCGGACCACUGGCGCUUGCUGUGAUUGAUCGAGAGCUGAGCGGGACUGGUACAAAACCACCGCAGCCAAUCGUUAACAUCAUUCGUACCGUGCAUCAAACCAAAUGGGCAAUCGUGAAGAUGCGCCAGCAGCUAAAUCGCAGCUACAAAGAGGUGUGCGCACCGAUGAUUGACAAAUGUCGCUUUUUGUUGUAUGAAAUCCGGCCCGCCAUCAGUCUCGAGCAGCAUGGACUCGAGCGUUUGCCCAUUCUGCACCGACCGUCCCGGUUUAAGGCGCUCGUCCGUCGUAUCAUUGCGGAGAUGCGUGCAGCCAAACGGCAACUAAAGCUGGCGUGCGCAAAACCUGAAGACAUUGUUAAUGCCACCAUCCAAAGUCAGUUCAGCAUUGGUAAGAUGCAUUCCCACGAGAAUCUAAGCGGUUGUGGGAUUACCAAACAUCAUCCGCAGCAGCAACAUCUGCACCAGGGCAUUGCACACGUGACUGGUGUGACGAUCUCCAUGGAAAAUCUAGUCAACGAAAACAUUAUCAAAGUGGCCAGCCUAGAAAGUCUCACCACCACUGGCAACGUGCAUCGUCGUUCAUCAGUGGAUCGGUCGGCUUCACCGGUGAUACUGCUUAGCAACACUGGCCCGACCCUGGCGAAGCUAGCGGCAUCGAACGAAAACCUGCUCGAUACUGACUGUCCACAGACAGGCGACGGUACGGUCAAUAGUAUCGGUGGCGUAGUGGCGGUAGAUGUGACGGGCACGAUCGAAGGUGUGGACAAUGCUGAAGUAGAAGAAAAUGAGAAAAAAAUAACAUUUAACAACGAUGAUCAGAGUAAAACACCUACGAACGAGAUGAUCGAGUUCCAUGGCACUACAGGCAAGGCAGCGAAAACUUUCUCCCAAGACGGGGAUGAUUUCAUCAACAAUGUGAUCGCAAACUUGAGCGAAAAGUGUCUGCUGGAAUCGUAUCCGACAGAAUUUAAAACCGGCAUUAGCCAACAAGUCGUCGAUUUCAUCCUGCAUGAUCAGUGCGAUGUGGAAACGUUGCGCCGUGCAAUGUAUUGCCAGAUACAGCGUUACCAGCUUCGCAAGCAAGGGUUGGAGAUGUUCUACGAGUUGCUUUGCAUCAACGGACUUUUCGAUGCGGUGCAAUAUAAUCUAUUUAACGGAUUUCUCGGUUUGCAUCUGGGGCAUGACUCUGUGAGAAGCCACCACACGGGUGGUAAUGGAGAUGGAAUAGCUUCGCCGGAACAGCAGCAGCUGCAACGCGAAUCGGAACAUGUGCUCGAUAAUUUGAACAUGAUCACUGCCUACCAAAAGGCGAACAUACUGAUCGCGCAUGCGAAAAUCAUCGAAUGGGCAGUACUGGAACUGCAAAAGUACGUCAAUCAGGAUAAAAUCAACGGACGUCAUCGAACGCACGGCGAGAAAGACAAUUCGAAUUUGGGGACGUACGUGUUUCUUAAGAAAUUGCCACGGGCCAGAUUUUUGCUCAGCAUCUUCGGCAUACUUUCUCGUACAUACGAAGCGAAUGAGCUAAGUUUACUGGUCAACUCUGGAAUUCUGGGCAGCAUAAUGGGACUGCUGCGACAAACCGGUGCCGAUAUACCGAGCAACAAGAACACUUCCGACACGUCGGUCAUUUAUGAGGACGUGGUAACCAAUUUAAAAUCUUCAAAGGAAGGCCUUUCUGGACCAGAGCUUACAAAAUUCAUGAAAAUUGGAACAAGAAUUACUCGUGGCGCUGAUUGGAAAUGGGGUGAACAGGAUGGACCUGGCGGUGAAGGGCGCAUAAUCAGCGAAAUAGGCGAAGAUGGCUGGGUUCGAGUCGAAUGGGACAAUGGUUCGACGAAUUCGUAUCGUAUGGGAAAGGAAGGAAAGUAUGAUCUCCGUCUGGCGGACAGCGCCCUAAAAGCACUAUCUCCAGACAAAGACAGCGAACGCGAAGACUUCAUCGAUCACGCGCUUAAUAAUGAAUCCCACCCUACCAAGCUGCUUCGCAAUGUGUGCAUUAAAACACUACAGAUGUUGUUCGCUUCGGUAGGUCUACAUGCCGAGAAGAUGGAACAAAAUGCCCUCCGUGGCGUAGCCUCCCUUUUCCGAACAAUGCUUCAGCCGUAUGAAUCCCGUUCCGGCACCGUCGCAGCAAAUAACUGCUACAACUUUGGCUUGGAACAAUGGACCGUACUUGGGUUUUUGCGCGCCAUUUCGUUUACACCAGCACUCUCUCGCCAGCUGACGACACCGCUUUGGAUUGAGCUCGCCUUCAAGAUUCUAAAUGCACCAAUUGCGAGCAAGAAGGAUGUGUACAAAAAGCUACAUUGUCUACGAUUACUGCAGUCUACGCUCGUUAACUGGACGCAUGACGAUCGGCAUCGUGUUGAUAGUAUCAUUAGUCAGCUUUUUGAUGUCCUAGGCCGGAUCUCGCUUACCUGCCCGAACGAUUCAUCGCUAUUGUCUAGCGCGAUCGACGCAAAAUCGCGCGUCCUGUAUAGUGCUUCCCACAGUGGUACCGUAGCCGAGGAAAUGGUAGUUUUGAUUCGACGACUUCACACCUUGCCGCUGUGGAAUGAAAGCAUAAAUUCAUUCAUGCAACAGAAAGUUUGUUUAACGGCCGACAUUUUUCUAGUCAACGAGCUGGACACGAUUGCGGAGUGUGAGAAGCGUGCGAUCAUGGGUACGCUUGGUACGAUCGGUGGAUGCGAUUCACGACCAAGGAUCGGAUUAAAUAUCACGCUGGAUGGCGUCCGGGGUACUAUAUCACGUAUGACCAAGAAAGGAAAAGUGGUUAUGAACGUGCAUGGAGCAGCCGAAACGAAGAAAAUUCCUAUUUUCAAGGUGGCCGAGUGUGCAGAUGUCGGUGCAUUUAGCCUUUCAAAAGUAACCAUAAGCGAGAUGUUACUUAACUCGUGGUCCGUAAUGUUUUAUGGCAUUGGGCAGCUUGUUCCACUGAAUAGUGGAACAGGGGGUGAUGGAUGUGCCAGUGCCGCACUGCUUCAAAGCCAGCAGAUCAACUUUGCCACACUGAAAGCAACGAAAGUACUGUUUCGUAACCAGAGUCUGUUGCGACGAAUUCUUCGCCAACGGUCACCAGGUUUGACUAAAAGUGCUUCACGCGAAAGUGUAUCAACCGAUGGGGAUAGUCCCGAGCCGGAAGAAGGGAAAACUCGUUCCGAAUCCAACACAUCGGACGAAUCGCAAGCAUUCUACACGGCUGAGCUACUGAUACAGACGAUUCUGUUACGUGCAACACAGCCAAGUCCGUUGAAAGCGUGCUAUACUUAUCAGGAGAUGGAGUUGGCUGCACUGAACAUCUCACAAAUGCUUGCCAGUCAUGUACAUUAUACGGCGGGAGAUCCUACCGGUGGCCAGAUAGCGUCCACACGCUGUAACAAACGUCCAAUGGCACUGGGACAGCCAACCAUGAUACAUGGCGUGCCCGUGUACAACAAUGAAGCUGCAUCACUUACCGCUGAUCCUUUACCAACGGUACCAUCAGGGAUGGGAUCGCUUGAUGGUAAUGCAAUUAGUCUGCGCAGUGGACGAGGAGGUCGUACAUCGAACGCUUUCAUCGCUCCUACUCCGCUAGUUGCGCAAAUUAUGGAAAUGGGAUUCACACGUAAAUCGGUUGAGCUGGCGUACAAGAGUCUUAUGCAGCAGAAUGAAAAUGGCAACCCGACGGCGGAACAAAUUAUUCAAUGGAUUCUGGAGCAUCCUGAACUGACAGCAAGCUUGGGACUGAACUCUGGAGGAAAAUCUGCAGAUGGUGAGCAGCAUGAUCAUGACCUGCGUGGUGGCCACAGUGACACAGAAAGCGUUAGCUCGGACACUAUGGAUGGCGGUUCAUCACAGCAGGACUACCAACAGCACCACAUCCACCAACACAGUGGAUCCGGAGCAACGUACAAAAGUCGUGAGGAUUUCAAAUCGACCGAUCAGUACGCGAUGUACGUGCGCGGUCUCAUCUGUCCGGGAAUGCUCGUGCGCUGUUGUCAAGAGUUUGAAGAGAUUCGAAAAGGUGAUAUCGGAACGGUAGAGAAGGUAGAGCCGGAAGGUUUGCAUGAUCUGAAUGUGCGCGUUGACUGGCAGAUGCACGAUCGUCCGUACUGGAUGUGCUUUGUGCAUUUGGAAAUGCUUGAACCACCGACCACGGUUACGGAUCCGUCUGGGUGUGGCGGUAUUAUGGUAGGGUCGCAGGUACGUCUCUUGCGAGCUCAGGUUUCUCGGCAUCGGUUUCCAUCACUAUCGGCUCCGCGAGGCACUACGGGCGUGGUGAGCUCCAUGACCGGGAACGAGGCUAUAGUCGAAUUCCCACAGCAAACCCUGUGGAAGGGUAGCGUCAGCGAGCUCGAGUUGAUAUCCAAUCCUACUAACUAUGGAACGGGUACCGGUUCCAGUGCUCAAAACGGUGUUGGUAGUGGCGCGUUCGACAUCAUCGAUGAUUGGUCCCGGUGUAUCCGUGCAUUAUCCGUAUCGUCGAAUGAAGCCUCAGCCAAGUAUCUACUGGAUCGAAGCACCAAUAACUAUUGGCAGAGUGCCAGCACAGCGGUCCAAGGGAAGCACUGGAUUAGGCUCGAAAUGCACGAUCAGGUAUUGGUUCAAUCACUAUCGAUCAUUGUCGAUCCGGAUGAUUUCUCGCACAUGCCUUCAUUGGUCGUGGUUCGUGUGGGUGAUGAUAGUUUCUCAAUGACCGAUCUUCGUUGGGUAUCGAUUAAUUCAACUACCGUGACGAUGCCACUGCUCACGGAUUGCAAGCAGUAUUACCGGCUAAUCGAAAUCCGCAUCAAACAGUGCCGCAACAAUGGGAUCCAGUGCCGAGUGCACGGACUUUCGAUUGUCGGCAAACGAAGACAAACGGACGUAGACAUGAUGCUUCACAAUGCGGGAUUUUUGGCAUCAGAAAAUGAAACUAUUGCCGAACCAAGCUAUUCGACUUCUUCGAACUACGCAGACGAGCCGACCUCGCUGAACGAUGAAGUGUCGUCGAAGGUGUUGGUUUGGGGUCUCAACGAUAAGGAGCAGUUGGGUGGACUGAAAGGAUCGAAGGUGAAACUCCCGACGUACUCUUCCGUGUUGAGUCAGCUCAAGCCAAUACAUAUCGCCGGUGGCUCAAAAUCGCUGUUCAUUGUAUCACAGGACGGAAAGCUGUACGCAUGUGGCGAAGGAACGAAUGGAAGGCUUGGAUUGGGCCACAACAAUAAUGUGCCCACACCGAAGCAGGUACCAAUACUGAGCCAAUACGUGGUGAAAAAGGUAGCUGUCCAUUCGGGCGGUAAACACGCGAUGGCACUUACGCUGGACGGAAAAGUAUUUUCAUGGGGCGAAGGAGAGGAUGGCAAGCUAGGCCACGGCAAUCGAUUAACGUUGGAAAAACCGAAAUUGAUUGAAACACUGCGCACGAAACGAAUCCGGGAUAUUGCGUGCGGAUCUAGUCACAGUGCGGCCAUCACCAGUUCCGGCGAGUUGUACACGUGGGGUCUGGGUGAAUAUGGACGCCUGGGCCAUGGAGAUAAUUGUACGCAGUUGAAACCUAAGCUUGUGACAGCUCUGCAAGACCAUCGCGUUGUUCAAGUGGCUUGUGGAAGUCGCGACGCUCAAACGCUCUGUCUAACGGAGGAUGGUCUAGUGUUUUCCUGGGGCGAUGGAGAUUUUGGCAAGCUCGGACGCGGAGGCUCGGAAGGAUGUUCCAUUCCGCAUCAAGUGGAUCGGCUCAAUGGAGUGGGUGUGAUGCAGAUUGAAUGUGGUGCACAGUUUAGUCUUGCUCUUACGAAAACUGGUGAAGUGUGGACAUGGGGAAAGGGCGAUUACUACCGAUUGGGCCACGGAACGGACCAACACGUGCGAAAGCCUACCCCAAUUCAAGGAUUGCGUGGAAAGAAAGUCAUUCAUGUGGCCGUCGGUGCUCUACACUGUCUCGCCGUAACAGACAGUGGACAGGUCUUCGCAUGGGGCGAUAACGAUCAUGGCCAGCAGGGAUCGGGAAACACAAUUGUGAACAAAAAACCUAGCCUGGUACUCGGUUUAGAUGGGAUCUUCGUUAACAGGGUAGCGUGCGGUAGUUCGCAUUCAGUCGCUUGGAGUUUACCGCAGAACCAGACCGAAAAAGAUAAAAAGGAACCGGUUGCGUUUGCCGUAGCGAAGGAUCCGCUCGGAAGUCACAGUUUGGGAAUUUACGCAUCUGAUACGGAAGCGACCACUUCCUCUCCGUUACCUGUCUCGAGUAGCAGCAAACCGCAACGACCUUCUCUGUCCGAGAUCGUACUCUCGUUAGAGACGGCCAGCGCAAGACAAGCCGCAUUGUCACACAUUAUCAACGCAAUGAGCAUUCUACAUGCCCGUGCAUGCAUAAUAGCAGCCCUUACCUGUCACUCGCAGGUGAGCGCGGCCGAUAAAGUGUCGACGUACGGGCACAGUGGAGAUACCAUGCCACGGCCCGUAUCGCCUAUAUCGGAAGGAGAUGAAAUAGGUGCCGGAAAAACGACGGUCGCCGAAAGCACACUGGCCCAACAGAACGAAACCAUAGCGCACGGUGGAGGUGAAGGACCGGCAGAUAUCGCCGGUCUAACAGCAGUUACGACGAACGAGUUUCUUGAUGGUGAUAUUCCGAUCAUUUCCGGUAUGAAUAAUACGCUCGGUGCGUAUCGCAGUCUCACUGGAUCGUUGUCCCUAUCUGCCUCGAUUUCGAGCUGCAAUGCGACACAGCGACAGUCAAAGAUGUCUGCCAGUGCAAUGUCCGUCAUGGCUGCCACAAUGACGCAUCAUGAUGAGCUGAUGAACGAAGCAAACACUAGCAACUUGGACGAUUUUACUGCGUUACUCGGCGAACCAGAAGCGAAACAUCUGAUAGAAUUGUUAAAACUAAGCGUAUUUGGUCGAACCGGUGCAACCAGCACAUCGGAAACCAUAGCCAACACGCUCAUUGCGCUUGCUAAAUCAAACUCCACUAUCGCAAAUAUGCUGAUCGAAACAUGCAUCACGGAGCUGGAGGAUCUAUGCACAUCACGUCAUUCCUUGGGCAAGCUUCCGAAGCCAGUGGCACAGGAAACAAGCCAUCCUUAUAUAGAUGAUAUCAUACUAGUGGGACACGUGAAAAUUCCCGGUGCCGAAUCACUCCGCAUUGAGUUUGACAGUCAAUGCUCCACGGAACGCCGCAACGAUCCACUGAUCAUUUUCGAUGGAUCGGGUAACGUGGUAGCCACACGCUCCGGGCGUGAGUACGCACAGUGGGCACAGGAAAUUCGCAUCCCGGGUGAUCAAAUGCGCUGGAAGUUUACAAGUGAUAAUUCAGUAAAUGGAUGGGGAUGGCGAUUCUACGUACAUGGGAUUAUGCCUGAAUCCUACCUACAGGAACUGGGUUCAGACAGGACCGUUCUCUCACAACCCUCAAUUGCACUCGUAAUGGCUUUGCUGGACUCGCUACCAGUACCCACAUCGAACACCAGUGUGCUCAUACGUUUAACUUCGGCUCUGUCCCAAUGUGCCCAGCUGGGUUCAUUAACAGUCGCUCAACGAAUUUGGUCAUUAAAGAAGAUGCAUCAGCUGCUCUGUAGCAGUAGUGUAACUCAAGCGAAGGAUAGUACACCAAGGCCGAUUGAUUCUGCUGUUACCGAUAUACUAACGCCACUCGUACCGAUUAUCUUGCGCCAGUAUGAAUACGAAGAACCACAAGUCCGGAGCGGCAUUCAUCUGAUGCAUUCGGAGUAUUUCAAAACGCUCGUUGCACUAGCGUGCGAUAUGCACAUGGACACACUUCUAUUGCCCCAAGCAGAUCCACACCGUUGGGCCUGGUUCCGGCGAUACUGUGCGGCGGUUCGUGUUGCUCAAGCUCUUAUACGCCGAACGCAUCUGCCGCCUUCAUUUUGUUUGGAAGUUCGCAAAAAGCUUGCCGAAAUUGCUUCGCCAGCGACGCCCGCUCAAACAACUGUCGGUUCGUGUGCUAGUAGUCAGGGCGGUCCUACGGAAAGUUACAGCUCGUUGAUACAACACACUUCCAGCCAUUCGAGUUUGCUCAGCCAGAGUCAUCCACUCGCCUUUGACUUGACCAGUACUAUCAGCAGUAGCAGCACGACAACCAGCAGCAGUAGUACCGGCACGACCACCAUCACCGCAGGAAGUAGCGAUUUUUUGCCAGCGAAUGUAACCACCGGAAACGAGUCAACGAAGUAUCUACACGAAGAUCACGGCUACUUUACACCACAGUACGACUCACAGUUGCUGCAGUGGUUCAACAGAAGGCCGGAAGAUUGGGCCUUCUCAUGGGGUGGAGCAAGUACAAUUUUCGGCUGGGGCCAUAAUCAUCGUGGCCAGCUCGGUGGAUUGGAUGGAAGUCGUAUAAAAAAUCCAACGCCCUGUGAGGCGUUAAGUUUACUGCGCCCGAUCCAAAUUGCGGGUGGCGAACAAACGCUGUACGCUGUAACGCCCGAUGGAAAACUGUACGCAACGGGUUACGGUGCUGGUGGUCGGCUAGGUGUCGGGGGAACCGACUCCGUAACUACACCAACGCUCGUCGAAUCGCUGCAGCACGUGAUGAUCAAGAAAGUGGCGGUUAAUUCGGGCGGCAAGCAUUGUCUUGCGCUAUCCUCCGAUGGAGAGGUAUUUUCGUGGGGUGAAGGUGAAGACGGAAAGCUUGGCCACGGAAACCGGGAUAGUUAUGACCGACCAAAAUUGAUCGAAUCACUGUCAGGGAUUGGUGUUGUCGAUAUAGCGUGCGGUAGUGCCCAUUCCGCUUGUAUAACCAUCCAAGGACACGUGCUGACAUGGGGAAAGGGCCGGUACGGUCGACUAGGACAUGGCGAUUCUGAAGAUCAGCUGCAACCGAAGCUGGUGGAAGCGUUGCUUGGCUAUCGGGCGAUCGAUAUCGCUUGUGGUUCGGGCGAUGCGCAGACACUCUGCAUCACGGACGAUGACAAUGUGUGGAGCUGGGGUGACGGAGACUACGGCAAACUGGGCCGCGGCGGUUCCGAUGGCUGUAAGGUGCCGAUGAAGAUCGAAAGUUUGGCCGGAUUAGGUGUGACGAAGGUUGAAUGUGGAUCCCAAUUUUCGGUUGCUCUCACACGCUCCGGAAGCGUGUACACAUGGGGCAAGGGUGACUACCAUCGACUGGGCCACGGCAAUACGGACCAUGUACGACGGCCAAAGAAAGUUGCGGCACUGCAGGGAAAGAAAAUCAUCUCCAUCGCUACGGGAUCGUUACAUUGCGUUGCUUGCAGUGAUGGAGGGGAAGUAUUUACCUGGGGCGACAACGAUGAGGGUCAGCUGGGCGAUGGAACUGUGACGGCAAUACAGCGUCCACGUUUAGUACAAUCGCUGCAAGGGAAGCACAUCGUGAAGGUGAUCUGUGGGUCUGCGCAUACGCUCGCCCUUUCUACGUAUCAGCUGAGUGAAGCGGUCAGACCGCCACCGUCGCCGCCGCUGGAGUACGAUCUAGUGCGUGACAUUGCACCGGAAGUGCUUCACGCUCGAUUGGUACUGUUGCAUCAUUUUUCGGAGCUGUUGUGUCCUUGUCUCGCUAUGCUACCGAUCGCUGGAUCUCUUUCGUUGGCCUCCCUGAAGGAUGUGCUCGUUUACUCGAUUAAGGAAACGGGCUUCCGUAAGGUCAUUCAGACCACGAUGGUACGGGACAAACCGCACGGUCCUGUAAUUGAACUGAACCGGAUCCAGGUAAAGCGAUCGCGCAUGCGUUCCGGCAACGGACUUGCUGGAGUGGACGGCAUGAAGAGCGUGUUCGGACAGAUGGUCCAGAAGUUGCCACUGCUCACACAGGAAGCACUGUCGAUGCCACAUCGUGUGUGGAAGGUGAAAUUUGUUGGUGAAAGUGUCGAUGACUGUGGUGGAGGAUUCAGCGAAUCAAUUGCUGAGAUGUGUGACGAGCUGCAGAAUGGUAGCGUACCUUUACUGAUACAAACGCCCAACGGUCGUGGUGAUGCUGGAGCUAACAGGGACUGCUUUUUGCUGGAUCCGACGCUGACAACCGUGCUGCACAUGAAUAUGUUUAGAUUUUUAGGUGUACUGAUGGGUAUCGCCGUAAGGACUGGAUCUCCGCUGAGUUUGAACCUUGCUGAACCUGUGUGGCGCCAACUGUGCGGAGAAGCGUUACGUCCAUCCGAUCUGACGGAGGUAGAUCGAGACUACAUUACCGGUUUACUAUACAUUAGGGAUGUGGAAAGCGAUCCAAAAGUGUUUGCAUCGAUUGAACUACCCUUCUCUACACCCUCUGCCAAAGGCCACGAAGUUCCAUUAUCUACCAAAUAUACUAAAAUAACGCCAGAAAAUCGCAACGAAUAUGUAAAGCUUGCGCUAAACUAUCGCAUCCAUGAGUUCGACGAACAGGUGAAAGCCGUCCGUGAUGGUAUGUCCAAGGUAAUUCCGGUCCCCUUGCUAUCGCUCUUUUCUGCUGCCGAGCUACAGGCAAUGGUUUGCGGUUCGCCGGACAUUCCACUCUGCUUGUUAAAGACCGUUGCCACUUACAAGGGCGUCGAAUCGACGUCCUCGCUCGUGCAAUGGUUCUGGGAGGUGAUGGAAGAGUUCACCAAUCAAGAACGGUCACUGUUUCUACGAUUUGUCUGGGGUCGUACCCGGCUACCCCGAACGAUUGCCGACUUUCGGGGGCGCGAUUUUGUGCUGCAAGUGCUGGAUAAGUACAACCCUCCCGAUCAUUUUUUGCCCGAAAGCUACACCUGUUUUUUCUUGCUCAAAAUGCCUCGUUACUCGUGCAAGGCCGUUUUGCAGGAGAAACUUAAGUACGCCAUUUAUUUCUGCAAAAGUAUCGAUACGGAUGAGUAUGCUCGGGUCGCUAUGGGCGAUCCCACUGAAGCGACUGGCAGCGAGGAUAAUAGCGACAUUGAGUCUGUAUUGUUUUAAA